Verticillium alfalfae VaMs.102 is the source of this 1227-nucleotide messenger RNA. RefSeq lists its product as hypothetical. NCBI's taxonomy places the organism in Eukaryota, Fungi, Ascomycota, Sordariomycetes, Glomerellales, Plectosphaerellaceae. The transcript has a single exon. The record is from RefSeq and is a predicted model, not a curated record. Bases 1 to 1227 code for a protein of 408 amino acids.
AUGCCUGACCUGGCUAAUCUUGUGAGUCCACUUCGAAACCUCACUUUGACCAAUGUAUCCAGUUCUCGCAUAGCCUCGGCAGUUUCGCUGGAUUGGGACAUCGAGAGUUCGCAAAAUAUCGUCCUUAGGACCGUUCCGAACAGUCUGCCAUCAUUUUUGUCCGGAAAGCUUUUCCUGAUAAUCAACGGACCCCCGGUGGAGAUCAGCCGCUUCACCGCUGUCCUCAAUGUCCACACCGUCCAGAAGAAGCCGGCCAAGAAUCGCUGCGCGAAGUGCAAGGACCAGUACUCUGCAAUUCAUUACUGGUCCUUUCUGGACCAAAGUACUGUCCUACAGAGCGGCAUUCGAACAUUUCCGUUCUCCACCCUGAUACCAGAUCACCUACCAGCCUCGAUGAACUCACCUCUACUCUCCGUUGCCUACGAAUUCCACGCCGAAAUCCACUUCAAGUCUCAAAUCAUACCGACUAGCAUGCCACGAACUGUAUCCUUCAAGAGAGCCCUGACAGUCAGGCGCCAUGUUUCCAUAGAAAAUUGGCCUCUACAAGCGACUCGGGAUUUCCCCGCCUCAGGAAUCCGCGUCCAAAGUUCAAUCGAACCUAUUAUUCGCCCUGCCGGCGUCAACAACGUCUGUCUUUCGCUGGCGGGCCUCCUCGUCUCUCCCGGGAAUGGCGAGAACGACUAUAUUUGGCGAUUAUGGAAGGGGGCUUGGAGGCUGGAGGAAAAUAUUGAAGCCAUUGCGAUCCCCUGCGAGCGGCACCGGUGCUCAGUGCCCGAGAGCGGAAGCGAGGACCUUGUCCGCAGGAUAUCCCGAACGCUUGGCGAAAAUGGCGUAUAUGAUGCAUGGAAAGAAUGUAAUGCUGAGGGAAGUGCAGAAGUGGUGUUUGGUUUCGGCAUUUGCCAGCGCUCCAACGCCCCCGACCAUACGUACAACCACGAUACCAAGAGCCUUGACGGUACCGAGGUGACCCAUGCACUAGUCAUCGAGCUUGUGCUUGUCAAAGAGCACUUCCCGCGGGGACAACUUCAUUUGGCAAUCCGAACGGGCGUUGGGAAAAUCCUAAGGUUGACCUAUCGGGUGUUCAUGGCCGAUGAUCAGAGUAUUGCUCCAGGGUGGAUUGUGGAGAGACUACCAAGCUACCAAGACGAAAGUCCAAGCCCGCCAGGAUACUUGGAAGGGCAGGAUUUGGUUAGGUCAGAACGUGCUGGUUUUGUCAAUGUCGUGUGA